Vitrella brassicaformis is the source of this 930-nucleotide messenger RNA. The record is from the annotation of a GenBank genome assembly. NCBI's taxonomy places the organism in Eukaryota, Vitrellaceae.
GCCAGGUACGUGACAGCACUCGUGUCUUCAUACGCGAAACGGGACCUUGGGUCGCCACUUGGUGGCGAUUCGAUUCAGUUGCUCUUUCGUCUCGUCCGCCCUGGCCUGCUGGGCCAUCGUCGUCUUCAGGUACCUCGGCUCACGUCGCGGCGGUGGCAGCAUGAAGGCGGCCGGCGCACCACCUCCAUUGGGCUGCCCCUGACCCUGACCCUGCUGCUGCUGGAAAGCCCCCAUCACAGCAUCGCCGCCCUGUCCCUGCCCUCCAUUGCCUCUCUUGGGCGUCUCAAUGGAGGGCAGGGAGAGGUUGGCGGUCCAACGCUCAAUCAGCCACUCUAUCUCCUCUUCAAGUGUCAGGGUGGGAACUGGUGGCGCUUGGCGCUGGGGGCGUGGGAAGCAGCCGACGGGAGGCGGGAUGGAGAAGCCGUCCGGGUUGGGGCCGAACCCCGUCAGCACGACGGGUGGCGGGGAGUAGCCGGGUGUGGGUGAAGGCCACUCGAGGGGCUCGAAGGGGUUGUCUUCCUCUUCCUCAUCAUCACUCGAUUCCUCAUCAAAUCCCGACCACCGUGGCGGCGUCGGCGCGCGAGGCCGGGCCGGCGGCGGCAGCGGAGCCAAAUCUGAGGAUUGCAAGCAGACGAGACGAAGCCACACGGAUCCAGUGACUUGUUAGUCAGCAUAUGCAUGCAUGCAUAUGACCCGUCGUGCUGCCUUCCUUUCCUCACCUUCCGAGUUGAUGAGGGACCUCUCUGCCUCUCUCCCUUCCCCGCCAAGCUCCCCUUGCACUGCCCUCGUCCCCGCGUUGCUGAAGAACCGCUCGAAAUCCAUAUCGGCGGCAGCCGGUAUCAGAACCAAUCGGAAAGACAGAAAUUAAAGCUGUUCGGUUGUGGAUUCAACAACGACGACAAUGCAACGUCUGCUGCUCUCGAUUUGCAC